UGACACGCGCACACAAAUACACACACACAAAUCCAAUCUCACUCGUUUUUUAUUUUUUAUUUUUUUACUCUCUCAUAUACAAUCCUUCUCACUCUUCACUCCCACACCACAAUCCCAAUCCCUAACUGCCCAACCCCCAAAAAAAAAAAGAAAAAAAUGUUCCCCAAAUAAACCAACCCACCCCCUUUCUUUCCUUUCCGAAAUCCCAUUUUCAAUCUUCUUCUUCUUCUACUUGUUCCACCGUCGCCGUCUCCGCCGCCACUUAUUUCCCUCCCGUUUUUUCCAUGACGGACUAUCGAAUACCGCCGACGAUGAAUCUCUGGACGGACGACAACGCCUCCAUGAUGGAGGCCUUCAUGAGCUCCUCCGACCUCUCCGCCUUCUGGGCAGCUCCUCCCUCCUCCCACCAUCACCACCACCACCAGCCAGGUUCUACCCAUCCGCCGCAGCCCCAGCAAUCUUCCGCCUCCACGUCAGCAGCUCCGGCGUCCUCUGCGCCUGCGCCUGCGCCGCCCUUCAACCAGGAAACUCUCCAGCAGCGUCUACAGGCGCUGAUUGAGGGCGCCCGCGAGAGCUGGACCUACGCCAUCUUCUGGCAGUCAUCCUACGACUACUCUGGUGCCUCCGUUCUCGGCUGGGGCGACGGGUACUACAAGGGCGACGAGGAGAAAGGCAGAGGUAAAUCCAAGACGACAUCCUCCGCCGCCGAGCAGGAGCACAGGAAGAAGGUCCUCCGCGAGCUUAAUUCCCUGAUCUCCGGCUCCGCUCCCUCCGCCGACGACUCCGUCGACGCCGUCGACGAGGAGGUCACCGACACCGAGUGGUUCUUCCUUGUCUCCAUGACUCAGUCCUUCGUCAACGGCGGAGGAUUGCCGGGACAGGCGUUCUUCAAUUCCAGCCCCGUUUGGGUCGCCGGAGCUGAUAGCUUGGGCUCCUCGACUUGCGAGAGGGCUCGCCAAGGUCAGAUCUUUGGGUUGCAGACGAUCGUCUGUAUUCCGUCGGAGAACGGCGUGGUCGAAUUGGGAUCCACGGAGGUGAUCUUCGAGAGCUCCGAUCUGAUGAACAAAGUUAGGGUUUUGUUCAAUUUCAGCAACAUGGAGGCCGGCUCCUGGCCGUUGGAUCAGGGAGAGAACGAUCCGUCUUCGUUUUGGAUCAGCGAGCCGUCGAGCGCCGUCGAGUUGAAGGAUUCGGCGAAUCCGAGCUCCAACACGAACCAGCAGAUCAGCUCGAAGUCGACAGUGGUUCAGUUCGAGAACAAUCCGAGCUCGAGCAGCUUGACGGAGAAUCCCAGCGCAACCGCCGCCGUCGCCGCCGCCGCGGGUUCGAUUCAGAAACCUAAUGGAAACAGCACCAACAAUAAUAAUCAGACGCAGAGCUUCUUUACCAGAGAAUUGAAUUUUUCUGAGUACGGAUUUGAUGGAAACAGCGUGAAAAGCGGCGGGAAUUUGAAGCCGGAGUCCGGCGAGAUUCUGAAUUUCGGAGAGAGCAAGAGGAGCAGCAACAACGGGGGGUUGUUCGCGAACCAGACGCCAUUCGCGGUGGUGGAGGAGACGAACAAGAAGAAGAGGUCGCCGACGUCGCGUGGGAGCCACGAGGAAGGGAUGCUAUCCUUCACCUCCGGCGUGAUCCUCCCGUCGAGCGGCGUCAUGAAAUCGAGCAACAACGGGACGGCCGAUUCGGACAACUCCGACCUCGAGGCCUCCGUCGUCCGCGAGGCCGACAGCAGUAGAGUCGUCGAGCCGGAGAAGCGGCCCAGGAAGAGAGGACGAAAGCCGGCCAAUGGCCGAGAGGAGCCGCUCAACCACGUCGAGGCCGAGAGGCAGCGGAGGGAGAAGCUCAACCAGAGGUUCUACGCCCUCCGAGCCGUCGUCCCUAACGUUUCGAAGAUGGACAAGGCCUCGCUCCUCGGCGACGCCAUUUCGUACAUUAACGAGCUCAAGUCGAAGCUCCAGGGUGCGGAAUCGGACAAGGAGGAUCUCCAGAAGCAGAUUGAUUCGGUGAAGGAGUUGGCCGGCAAGGAUUCUUCGCGGCCUCCGACGGACCCAGACCUCUCAAUGUCAAACCACCAUGGAAGCAGCAAGCUCAUAGAUUUGGACAUAGACGUGAAGAUAAUAGGCUGGGACGCCAUGAUUAGGAUGCAAUGUAGCAAGAAGAACCACCCCGCCGCGAGAUUUAUGUCGGCUUUGAAAGAGCUUGACUUGGAUGUCAAUCAUGCAAGUGUGUCUGUAGUCAAUGAUUUGAUGAUCCAACAAGCGACGGUGAAGAUGGGCAGUCGAUUCUACACUCAGGACCAGCUCAGGUUAGCCUUAUCAGCCAAAGUCGGCGAUGCCCGAUAGGCGAAAAGGCGGAAACUGCUAAAAAUUUGUGUAGGAUCAGAGUUUCUGGGACAUUUUAAGGCUUCCCGGCAUUGCAAAGCUGCAAAAAAGCACUGUAAAAUAGUAAUAUUUCUACGUAGUACUUAAUUGAUUGUCUCUAGUCUCUAUUUAUUAGUGAAUGAAGACCUAGUUUUGGCGGGCAUAUGUGAAUUUUGAGGAGGAGCUGAAACGAAUUCAACAAAUUUUCAGACUUUAUUCAUCAGCUUCUAUCAGGCGAGAAGUAGCUCUUUUUACUAUUCUUUUAGUGUAAUCUUGCUGGUGGGUGUUCCUUGUAUAUAUAUGUCAUCAAUUACAAACUCAUGAAAAUCUCUGGGCAUUCUUGUGCAUGUCUGUACCUGACUUGCAAGCCUUUGUUUCUGUGAUUGUAAGUGAAAGUUUCCAAUCUAUAUAGAUGUAUAUCUUCACGGAAGCUUUGUAGUUUGUACUGGAACUUUUUUUUGCUUUC
This is a messenger RNA of Morus notabilis, 2820 nucleotides long. Its product is annotated as transcription factor MYC2. Gene Ontology annotation, cellular component: nucleus. Gene Ontology annotation, molecular function: transcription cis-regulatory region binding; DNA-binding transcription factor activity; protein dimerization activity. The record is from RefSeq and is a predicted model, not a curated record. The transcript has a single exon. Gene Ontology annotation, biological process: regulation of DNA-templated transcription. Lineage: Eukaryota; Viridiplantae; Streptophyta; Magnoliopsida; Rosales; Moraceae. Bases 285 to 2336 code for a protein of 683 amino acids.